This is a messenger RNA of Aphanomyces invadans, 1154 nucleotides long. RefSeq lists its product as hypothetical. The record is from RefSeq and is a predicted model, not a curated record. The transcript has 6 exons. The coding region runs from base 1 to 1083 and encodes 360 amino acids. Lineage: Eukaryota; Oomycota; Saprolegniomycetes; Saprolegniales; Verrucalvaceae.
AUGGCCGACAGCGGCGAACCCGCGCCAAAGAAACCCAAGGUGGAUCGCAAGGACGCGCCACCGCGCGAGCUUGUGUCCUUUAUCGUACCUGCUCACAACGCCAGCAGCACGAUUGAUGAGUGUCUCGAUUCCAUCUGUAAGAUCACGUAUCGCCCAUUGGAAGUGGCAGUGUACGACGACGCGUCGACGGACGACACGUUCGACAAACUACAAGCGUGGGUGCCCAAGUGUGCCGCCGCGGGUGUAACGUUGCAUGCGAUCGGCAAGAAGAAAGACACACCUGGUGGUGCUGGGUAUGCCAAGAACCGCGCCGCUGAAGCGUGUACGGGCACGUAUUUUGCGUUUCUCGAUUCGGACGAUAUAACUUUACCGCACCGUGUCAACGUCCAAAUAGCCAUCGCGAAGCAAGACCCGGCAGUCAUCGUUGGCGCCAACUUUACGCGAAUUCCAGAAGGGUCGACUUGGCAUUACACAGCAUGGGCCAACUCGCUGACAGACGAGCAAUUGGUGCUACAGCAAUACAGGGAGUGCACCAUCAUCAUGCCGACGUGGUUCAUGUCGCGAGAGCGCUUCACGUUUGUGGGAGGCUUCGACGAAGCCAAAACGAGUGCCACAAUCCCUGAGGACUUGAUCUUCUUUCUCAAGCACUUGGAGUUGGGAGGCACCUUGAAAAAAGCCGCCGACGCACUCGUCAUCUACAGACACUCGAGUGGCAGUGUCUGCAGCAAAUUGCCUCGCCGCGUGCUGCUGCGAACGAGACUCGAGUCGCUCGAGCGGCGUGUGCUGAGUACAUGGCCGUCGUUCACGAUUUGGGGCUGCGGGCGCGACGGGAAGGCGGUUUUCAAUGAGUUAUCGAUUGAAUCCAAGCGAAAAGUCGCCGCGUUCUGCGACGUCAACGAAAAGAAGAUCGGGACCAAGCACCACGACCAAGUCACGCGACUCAACAUCCCAAUCAUCCACUUCAGCGAGGCGGUGCCGCCCAUCAUUUGUUGUGUCUCGAUGGGCCGCACGGACGGCGAACUUGAAGCGAACGUCCGCAGCCUCAACCUUACCGAGGGCGUCAACUUCUGGCACUUUAUAUAAGCAUUGCAUUCAUGGACUUAUUGGAGUAAAUGGUUCAAUGCGAGCGAUACGUCGCCGUUGUAUUCCUCCAG